Molecule: messenger RNA, 1390 nt
Organism: Guyanagaster necrorhizus
Lineage: Eukaryota; Fungi; Basidiomycota; Agaricomycetes; Agaricales; Physalacriaceae
Product: S-adenosyl-L-methionine-dependent methyltransferase
Exons: 13
Coding region: 46-1137 (363 amino acids)
Source: RefSeq, a predicted model, not a curated record
GAUUUGUCCACGAACUUCGACCACCAAUUCAAAUUUAGGGAAGCAAUGUUGAAUGCUAUCCUUGACGUAGGUUACAACCUCCUUGACAAGGGUUGGAUCCCAGACUUCAUCCUGCGACACGUCAUACGCGCUCUUUGUCGCCAAAGGCUGUGUGAAAUAGAUCUGGGGUCGUUCGAAGCUAAUCAUGCCGCCAAGAUGAAGUGGAUAGAGGAUGUUCGCGCGAGGACGACGAUUGCGGACGUUCCAGAAAAGGCGAACGAACAGCACUAUGAGGUCUCGACCAGGUUUAUUUUAUCAACGCUGGGUCCAUGUGGAAAAUACUCCUCGUGUUUAUAUCCAACCGGAAGGGAGACCCUUGAAGAAGCUGAAAUUCUCAUGUUUGAAAGCUACUGCCAAAAGGCCGAGUUGCGCAAUGGGCUGGAAAUUUUGGACCUGGGAUGCGGUUGGGGUAGCUUGAGUCUCUUCUUAGCAAAGAAAUAUCCCAACGCAAAGAUCACCGGUGUUUCUAAUUCUGCUACUCAGAAGGCACAUAUAGAUGCAACGGCAAAGGAGCGUGGUUUCUCCAACGUAGAGAUCAUUACGGCGGACAUCAAUACAUUCGAUUUCUCCAAGUCGAGGCAGUUUGACAGAAUUAUCUCCAUCGAGAUGUUUGAGCACAUGAAGAAUUAUGAAGUGCUGCUCAAGAAAGUGUCAAGCUGGUUGCGGCCUUCUGAUGUCGACCAUCCGGACGAGGCAUUGUUGUUCGUCCAUAUCUUCUGCCAUCGUAUCACGCCGUACCACUUCGAGGAAGGUGAUGGUUGGAUGGCGCGCAAUUUCUUCUCCGGCGGAACAAUGCCAUCUCACGACCUUUUGCUAUACUUCCAGUCUGAUCUCAGCCUGAUUCGAAGUUGGUACUUAUCAGGAACCAACUACUCGAGAACGCUAGAAGAUUGGUUAGGACUGCAAGACAAGAAUGCAACAGCUUGUUUAAAGGAACUCCGAGAAGAUGCUAUAUCCAAAGGCAAAGAUCCAAUUGAAGGAGUCAAGGCUUUUUAUAGGUUCCGCGUGUUCUACAUGGCGUGCUCCGAGCUGUUCAAUAUGGACAAUGGACAACAAUGGGGCGUUGGUCACUACCUCUUCAAGGCGAAGAACAACUAGUAAGAUGAGCAGCUACUUUUUUGCCUUCGAAGCACGUUCUCUUUGAGCUUCUCUCUUCUCUUUCAGACGUUUCUUCUUCAUUUCCUUCCUUCUCCGUUUAGUCUCUCUUUUGAGAACCCUCACGGUUCGAACGAUGUCCCACUUCUGUUGUAUCAGGAUAAUCAAUAAAAGGCCCUUUGUUAGAUUAGCGAUAGAUAUUACCCUCGAUCCCUUUCGCAUCCUGUUUGCAACCUGUAAAAUCGUUUGCUCGGAU